Messenger RNA from Drosophila sechellia, 768 nucleotides. Its product is annotated as glycine-rich cell wall structural protein 2. The coding region runs from base 106 to 648 and encodes 180 amino acids. The record is from RefSeq and is a predicted model, not a curated record. The transcript has 2 exons. Lineage: Eukaryota; Metazoa; Arthropoda; Insecta; Diptera; Drosophilidae.
AGAUGCAUUCAGUCGCUGGUUCCCCACUCGGAAGCAACCAAAUUCACUCCACUCUACUCUACUCAACUCUUCCCCCCAACAAACACACUCACCCGAAUCGUCGCUAUGAACUCCUUCUCAGUGUUCUUAGUGUUCGCGCUGGCCGCUCUGGCUGCAGCAGAGCCACCAUCCGGAUAUAACUAUCCCCGCGGCGGAGGCGGUGGUGGCGGCGGCGGAUUUGGAGGUGGCUUCGGCGGCGGAUUCGGAGGUGGCGGCGGCGGCGGCUACCAGGCUGUGAGCGGCGGCUUCCAGACCUCCGAGGGCCAGAACGUGGAUCCCCAGCUUCUGGAGCAGGUGCGUCAGAUCCUGCUGAACGAGGAGAGCAAGCAGGGCGGCGGUGGUGGUGGAGGCGGCGGCGGUGGUGGCUACCCUAGUGGCCCAUCGAGCAGCUACGGUCCACCUUCCACCAGCUACGGCGCCCCCGGAAUCGGAGGCGGUGGCCGUGUCGUGGGCAUCGAUCUGGAAGGCGUCCGCCAGGCCAUCCAGGUGGCCCAGUUCGCCCAGCAGAGCUCGCAGGCGGGAGGUGGCGGCGGUGGAUACCCCAGUGCCCCAUCCGGAUCGUAUGGAGCCCCUUCAAGGCCCAGCGGCAGCUAUGGAGCGCCCUUCUAGAUCUUCGCCAGGUCUCACAUCCGAAAGACACACCUCUGCCAAAAAUGAAUACCGACGGACACGAAACCGACAAAGACGACUCCAACACUAAACCAAUUUGGGCAACCUGGACCUAAAAAA